Molecule: messenger RNA, 3846 nt
Organism: Pangasianodon hypophthalmus (striped catfish)
Lineage: Eukaryota; Metazoa; Chordata; Actinopteri; Siluriformes; Pangasiidae
Gene: ccdc47
Product: coiled-coil domain containing 47
Exons: 13
Coding region: 124-1581 (485 amino acids)
Biological process (GO): endoplasmic reticulum calcium ion homeostasis
Cellular component (GO): endoplasmic reticulum
Molecular function (GO): calcium ion binding
Source: RefSeq, a predicted model, not a curated record
CGCGGUGCAAAGCUGGUCAUGAUAGACCCUGGUAGUCUGGCAAGUAAGUGCUAACUGCGACCACAGGGCCCAGCUUUAAUAUUUUUUCUAUUAAAGGAGGAAAUAUCGCAGGCUGAGUGAGCGAUGAGGCGCUGUCUCUUGCUGCUCCCUGCGCUCCUGCUGCUGCUGGCUCUGCCCGACACCAGGGGGCGCUACAACGACGACUUCGAUGACGGAGAGGACCUGGCCGAGUUCGACGACAACGACUUCGCCGAGUUUGAGGACGUUGCCGAGGAGCCGGCGGUCGAGGCGGAGAAAGAGCCUCCGACCAGACCGGCGCCUUCGUCUGCUCCCGAGGAGGACGACGAGGAUGAAGCCACGGUGGAGAACGAGGACGGGCAAGACGAGUUUGAGGAUGGAGAUGGACAGGAUCAGGACAUUUACAGCAUAUAUGACAACGAGGAGUUUGAGGGCCACGAUACGACCAGCCCCUCUAACAAAGACACACUCAUCUACAGAGAGGUCCCAGCACAUCUGCAGAACAGCUGGGAGAGCUACUACAUGGAGAUCCUGAUGGUGACGGGCCUCCUGGCUUACAUCAUGAAUUACAUUAUUGGCAAGAACAAGAACAGCAGGCUGGCUCAGGCCUGGUUUAACUCGCACAGAGAGCUGCUGGAGAGCAACUUCGCCCUCGUUGGUGAUGACGGGACGAGUAAGGAGCCCACCAGCACGGGGAAGCUGAACCAGGAGAACGAGCACAUCUACAACCUGUGGUGCUCAGGACGUGUCUGCUGCGAGGGCAUGCUCAUUCAGCUCAAGUUUCUUAAAAGACAGGAUCUGCUGAAUGUGCUGGCCAGGAUGAUGAGACCUGCUUGUGAUCAAGUGCAAAUCAAAGUAACUCUGAACGACGAGGACAUGGACACGUUUGUGUUUGCAGUGGGAAACCGGAAGGCCAUGGCGCGCAUGCAGAAGGAGAUGCAGGACCUGAGUGAGUUCUGCGGGGACAAGCCCAAGUCGGGGGCAAAGUACAGCCUCCCUGACUCUCUGGCCAUCCUAUCAGAGAUGGGCGAGGUCACGGAUGGAGUGAUGGACAGCAAGAUGGUACAUUACAUCACCAACCAUGCCGACAAAAUAGAGUCCAUCCAUUUCUCGGACCAAUUUUCUGGUCCAAAAGUUAUGCAAGAGGAGGGUCAGCCCUUAAAGCUCCCUGAGACCAAGAAAACGCUGCUGUUUACAUUUAACGUGCCUGGAAUGGGUAACACUUCUCCCAAAGACAUGGACAGCCUGCUGCCACUCAUGAACAUGGUGAUCUACAGCAUCGACAAAGUCAAGAAGUUACGCCUCAACAGAGAGGGGAAGAUGAAGGCAGAACGGAACCGCGCCCGUGUUGAGGAGAACUUCCUGAAGCAGACUCACGCUCAGAGGCAGGAAGCUGCACAGACACGUCGGGAGGAGAAGAAGAGAGCGGAGAAAGAGAGGAUCAUGAACGAGGAGGACCCUGAGAGACAGCGUCGCCUAGAGGAGGCUGCUCAGCGUCGAGAGCAAAAGAAAAUGGAGAAGAAGCAGAUGAAGAUGAAGCAAAUUAAAGUGAAAGCCAUGUAAAAAACACACACACACACAGCUUCCAUAGCUGCUGGCAUCUGAGAAUGUAUCCACUGCUUCCAUUGAUUGCUAAUAUCCAAACUUGUAACUGUCCGACAGCUGUUCACUAUCAGGUCGUGUUUUAUUUAAAGAAAAUGUUUCGAAUUUGAUUCUUUGCUGCUCCACCGCUGUCCAGUCGUGACCGAGUGAGUCACUGGUUUAUUAAUGAUGUGUGUGAAUGUUUCCAGUCAUUGAGAGAGUUAGUCCUGGGGUCGUCACUCUUUCUCUCAAAGCGCUGGUGUAGAUGCGAAAGCUGCACCUCCUAGUCUUUUAAAGACCAAAUGUAGUGGAAAGUGAAAUCCUGAUUAAUUGGAAUAAAAACUGGAGUUGAAUUUGAGAUUUGCAGUUUGCAAGAGAGCGAUCUAAAAUCUGAAACUGAAUUUCACAAUUAAGGGUUGGUGACUUGUUUAAAAAUCAAAAUGAAGUGCACAUACAACAAUCAAUCAAUCAAUAAAUAAAGAAAUAAAAAGCAUUCGUCCUAUUUGGUAAUUCACAUUUUUAGAUUCGCUUUCAAAGUAACGUCCAGGUAGCAUCCAGGCAAAAGCAGUCGAACAUAAAAAUCCUUUCUCUUUUUCCAGAUGAAUUCUAUCAUACUUUUAUUUUGAAUUUCAAGCAUUUAAUCACACACUCAUAAGUGUGAAGUUCAGUUUGAGAUUUUAGAUUGCUGUGUUACAAACCAUCGAAUUGAAUUUCAGCUGGUAAUGAUACAAAUUCUAACAUUCCGAUUGCAUUUAAAUUAAAAUUGCUAAUGGCCUGAUUCUAACUCCAUAAAUAAAACCUGCAGCCCUUAGCAGAAAAACAAAACAAAAAACCCAAACACUCCUGGUUUAGUAACAGCAUCUGAGCAGCCACCUUUAAUAAGUACACUUUAAUCUGUGAGAGAUUAUUAGAUAUAGGAUGUAGGACCGUGUGAAAGCAAAUACACUACCUUUAAAUCUAGUACAUGAAGAGAGAUCUUUUAUUUAGUCAGAAUUUUAACAGCAGUAUAUAUGUGUAGCUUUGUGCCAAUAAUGUGAAAAUGAUGGGAAAACUUUAAAAUUGGUUUAUUGAAGCUACUAAACUGCCGGUGAAAUAUUAGCUUUAGCGUUCAAAGUCUGUUUUAUUUUCUUGAUCCUAAUCCAAUUUAUUAUCGAGUGGAAAGAAACAAUUCAAAUGUUAUAAGUUUUAAUAAUGAGAGAUGAAUUCUGUUAUCCCCAGAUUAAAUAGAUUCCCAAUAACCACUUUUAAAAGUACAGUUUGUAAGGUUUAGAAAUAAAAUUAUACAAUUAUUAGAAGUCUAGAAACAAAGAUGGUUAGAAAUAAAAACUAAUGAUAAAGUGAAUUGCAAUAUGACCAUGCACUGGAUCUGGUCUAGUUGAUUGAUAUCAGGCUUCUGUUAAAAUAUUUCUGGCCCUGAAAUUAGCGCCACCCCCAUUUUCUCAGCUCUGCUCUUUUUUUUUUUUUUUUUUUCCUUUUUCUUUCCUUUUUUGUUUUUUUUUAAAUACCUCUUUACUCACAAGAGUUCUAAUAAAGGGAAUGGGAGGUCUUGAUGUUUUGAUUUCAAUUACAGCCCAUCUCUCAGGCUGCAGAAGACUCUAGAAAUGACAAACCACUCCUUUAAGUGUGUGUUUUUGUGGAGACGUAGAACUGCCGCUUCCCCGGGCCAGUUCUCUCCUGUAGGUCAGUACGGAACUUCCACAUCACCUGAACGCUUCCCUUGAUCCUGCAUUGAGCUGUGCAGUGUGUAAGGGUUCUUCCAUAUCACAGGGUGAUGUCACUGUAAAACCACGCCUCACCUGUCUCGUCACGAUCUUCACACCUCAGAGCUCAGAGCUGUAGUUAUCCUGCUUUCACCAGCUGAUUUGUUUUUAGCAUGAACCGGGUGAGUGAGGAAGCACACGGCGUGUUUUAUAAUACUGUACGCUUGCAAAAUCUGCCAAUUCAGCUGUUUUCUAGACAAAAGACAAUUUUUCUUUUUAUUAAUGAGAAAGGGCUCAGCGUGUCCAUGUCAUCUUUGACCCACUACAAUCAAUUUACGUAUUUAAUACAAGUUUUUUUUUUUUUUUUUUUUUUUUUUUUUUUUUAAGAUUUAUAUUUUACGUUUGCGGUUCAUCUGUCACAUGGACAUGUUUGUUAAUGCGCAUGAGAGGCGCUUCACUUCAGCCUGUUUCUGUACUAUUUGUCUUUUUGUCCAAAGAGACACUGAGCAAAACUGAAUAAAACAUGCACUGAACAAUUUAACUAAAA